UGGGAUUUUUGUAUAUCAAACUUAUUGGUAAAAACGGGCAUUGGUCUCAGUGUUGGAAUUGUUGCUUCAGCACUUAUAUUUAAAAGGAAGUCUUGGCCUAUUGCAAUAUCAACCGGUUUCGGUAUUGGAGUCUCCUACGCGGAAUGUCAAAAAACAUUCAACCCUACCGCCAUACCAGGAGUCAAAAUAAUUAAAAAUUCAUCUAAAACUUCAGAAUGA
Molecule: messenger RNA, 219 nt
Organism: Dentiscutata heterogama
Lineage: Eukaryota; Fungi; Glomeromycota; Glomeromycetes; Diversisporales; Gigasporaceae
Source: the annotation of a GenBank genome assembly